ACCGAGAGGGUGAAGCUCUUGAACAGAUCAGUUCUGAUGAGCUUUGGUUAAUUACAGCUUGAUUUUGCUAUGCUUUCUUCUUCAACGAUCUCUCUAUUCACUAAAUUAUCGAUCCGUACGGUUGUCUGCUUGUUUUUCAGUGAUAUAGCAAAUGUUAUUUAGCUUAUAUUAACGGAGGCUUAAUUAAAACGGAACCAAAAAAAAAUUUUUUAAAUACAUAAACAUUUACACAAAAUUUGACUUUUUAAAAAAAAGGAAAGGAGAAAUAAAAAAAAACCUCAAGAAAAGGGAAACUGAAAAAAACUGGACAUUUUAUUAAAUUUGUGACAUUAAUUAUAAUUGUAAUUAACUACUGGUUAAUUACAACAGCAACGAAAUCAAACGAGAAGAAAUACAAGGAAGUCCAAACUAUCUGAAAAACUUCUUUGUGAGCGAACCCGGAAUCAUGAGCGACCGAAACAUUCAAUUCAAGGCCAGCAUGGUGGGGAUGUGGCUGGACAUGGAAAUCCCCGUGGUGCUGGAGCAGAUCUCCAACCUGCUGCAGCUGAAGAACUUCCAGAAGGUCAAAGUGCAGCUGAGCCGUCAGGGCCUGAAACUCACCAAAAAGGGCAAGCUGCCAGGGUUGAGCUCCGAAGACCUGAUCCCCUUACAAAACAUCGAAGAUAUCUUUGUUGACGACAGCAUACCGACCUGUUUCAUAUGCAUAACCACUGCAUGUUCCAGUUCACCGACGCAAAUCAUGGCUUUGAAAUGCCUCAAUGAGAUUUGUGCUAAAGGAAUCGUCACCCAUUACAAGAUAUUAACUGGCGACAAGAAAAGACUUGUCCAGUCCUUAAGAAAUGCUCAGCUUGCUUCUUUGGGUGCCAGCCAAACAUCCAAUAAUUCCACGAACUCAGACUCCAGUGAGGGGAACAACGACUUGAGCGAUGGCGUUGGCAGCAACACUGAAUCGGGUUACACCACCGACCAUGAAUUGUGUGAGAAAGAAACGGACAGCGAUUCCAAACCGGAAAAUAACUUGGUUUUAUCUGGCCUUAGUCUCAAAGACAACCUGUCAAGAAACAAUAAACAAGACAUCAAGAUUCUGAUGCGCAACGUGUCCAAUUUAAGGUACCUCCUUCAGAAACAUGCUGCUACCAUCAGCCGCAAAGAAUUCUUGGAUGCCAAUAAGAAAAUCCAACAGCUUAAUGAGGAAAUGAAGAAAAAGACUCGGAAAUCUAAGAAUUCUGAAAGCGAUGGGAGUAAAUCUAAGAAAGGCAACAGCAAUGGUGCCAGCAGCAGCAGUAGCGGCGUCAGCAGUGAAAAUAGCAACAACAGCAGCAGCAGCAGCACCAACAGCGAUGACAAUAGUGAUAGUCAGAUGUCUAAAGACUCCAUCUAUACUCAAAUAAGCAAACGAAAGAGCAGCCAAGCCAACAAAAUAACCGAUGCCCUCAUCAGCAAUGGAGCAGUGAACCUUCCCCGAGUGUCGUCAAACAGCAGCAUGGAAUCGUUUCAUGCAAUCAGCGCCAAAAGACAAAUAAGCAAAGAGCUAAAGUGUAGCAUAAUUGAUAAUGAAGACACAGAAGGUGAGUUCCAGGCCGAAAUUGAAUUUUUGGAUGAAAACGAUGACGUGUUUUACACAAAUCAGUUGGGUUCUAAAUUGAGGGGUCCUAUGAUCCCUGGUGUCACGGUGGUUUCGAUACCGGAUUCGACCAAUAGAGCAAGAAAGAAGUCUAACAUGAAGAGAGACUCCGAGAAAGUUUUGUCACCCGGGCGACAAGUUCGGUUCAGCGAACCAACAACGGCACUUGCUGUGGCAUCGACGCCGACACCUUCAGAGCAAUCUUACUCUGGAACCAUGGAGAUUCCAGUGCGACGCCAUUUCUUUUACCAGAAACCAAGCUACCAGCAAGACUGGACACCAACGGCGCGCAGUGACAUCGUUCGAAGGUCAAACUUGAAAACUCAUGUUCUCAAACCAAUCGAACGUGUUUAUCCGAACCCGACCUACCGGACGUAUGCCCCGUCAAAUGAUUUUCGUCCAAAACUAAACUCAGAGCUUUAUUACCAAUAUGAGCCCAGCUUUGUAGACACUUAUUAGUACCCGCAAUUCCAUUGGAGCAUCAAGUUGAAGCAACAAAUGUAUAUAUGUAUGUACAGGCAUACAACACUGAAAAUAAAACACAAUACAAUACACAGUCAAAAGAAAUACUAACUCUGAGAGGUUUUUGGUGAGAGAGGUCUUCUCUUGUUCCAUCAUCAAAACUAUUUUCAUGGGAAAUUAAAAAUAACUUCAACACCAUGAAUCCUAGCACUGCCGAUAUCUCUACCUCCAGAUCUUCACAAAAAAUAAACAAACCAUAAUGCUUUCUAAUGAACUGGAAUGAAAGAAAGACUUAUGAAAAGAAAUAUAUUGAUAAUUGACCAGUUUCGUAUUGGUUGCUAAUUAAUGAUAAUUAAACUGGUUUUGGUCAUAAUGGCGAAGAAAGUUUUGAGACCUUUGACUGUUGAUAGCAUAACAGAAAAUAGGUUCUUGUUGUUACUAACCGUGUCCAUGGUUCAUAGCUGAUUACAAAAAGGUAAAAAGAGGAAACGUGUUGCUAACAGGACAAAGUGGGCCUCUAAGUGUUGACCACAAAGAAGAAAAUAAGUAUGGUGUUGUUGCUUUCUCAGAACAUGAAGACAUCGUUUGAGCCAAUCAUGAAGAACAAUGUCAACAUCAAAAAUUGUUGCAGCAAUUAAUUGUUGCUAAUCUGGCAGAGCACCUUUCUUCCAAACUUCACUGCAAAUCACUGAACUGAGAAACACAAGGUUCAGUCCUUUGUAAUGGCACCGCAUCAAUGCACCCAUCAUGGGACACUAAAGAUUUUGUGUUUCCUCAACCGAAACAACAAUAUCCUACAUACAAGGAACAAACAACAAAAAUAACAUGUUUACUAGUAAAACUAUACAUAUCACUAAAUUAUUACAAUUAAGCAUAAACCAAUGAAAAACAUGGACACAUGCUGCUAACGAAUGCUGUUAACUAAUUACCGCGUUUAAUAGUAUAUAAAACAUACUUUAUUUUCUGGAAAAGUGUCUCAAACAAUCAUCCAUCCUGGGUCCUAUUAUCAAAGUAGGGACUAUAUCACCUGCUUUUAUGAAUUAAAAAAAAUGUUCUUUUCAAAAUGCUCUGUUGAAAUCAGGGUACGUCUAAUAUACCUGUGCUAUCAAAUGUGGCAGGUGAUUAUGUCAAGUUUAUUAAGAACUGAAGGACUUCUAAGAGCUGGUGGUACUUAGGUUCAAAACUGAAGGCAGCAAAAGACUAUUGGAAGUGAAAUCUUCUGAUGAAAUGGUUAUUGUUCCCAUGAGUUGGAUGAACUGAAGAAAUGUAAAAUAAAUGUUGUCCCAGAAAGGCAUUGAAUUUCCUGUGGAUGAUUUGAACCUUUAAUGCAUGAAUAAUGUUAACAUACAAGAUAAAAAUGGAAGAAUGGUUCUGGUUGUUAUAAAUAAACAGAAAAAUAGGAUUGUUGUUGUUAUUGUUGUUGUUGAUAACAAAGAAGACAGCACAUACGUUAUUUCAAUAACACAUUAAAUGCGCGCUUAAUAAUUGAAGAAUGGUAAUUAAGUUUGUUGUUAAUAACAAACUACGAGUGAUUGUUCAUUUUCUUUUUUUAUCAAAAAUUAAAAAAAGUAAAGGACAAAGACAGAGUCAAAGGAGUCAACCCCGGAAAAAUUUGAAGUUGGAAGAGUCUGUUGUCGAGUCUGAGUCUGAUUAAAUCUAAACAGAAAGAAAUGUGAUGCAAGGUUGAUUUUAAAAAGAAACAAAAAAAAAAUCAUUUCCUUCGUCCCUGCCCCUUGAAAACAAAAACCCUCCAAUAAUGUAAGUCUUCCACAUCUGUUCCAACUGAAAAUUGUAAUUUAAUUUAACAGAACACAACACUUCCCAGUGGCCGUCAGAAACUAUACCCGACACGGAAAGAAGAUCACAAACAGCUGACUUCGUCAACCAAAAGUUACUGCAGCCAAGCUUCAGAGGAGUUUCAACAAUGCGAGGAAGGACCGACAGAGUGUUAUGUCGAAAGUCAGAAACUAUACCCGACACUGAAAGAAGAUCACAAACAGCUGACUUCGUCAACCAAAAGUUACUGCAGCCAAGCUUCAGAGGAGUCUCAACAAUGCGAGGAAGGACCGAUGGAGUGUUAUGUCGAAAGUACACAGUUGUAGUUUCCCAUAUGACAUGCUGUUGUUAGUCAUGUUAGUAUUCAUUGUACUAGACAUGGGUGUUGACAGAGUGUCAUACAUGUUGUGGCAUCAUGUGAUGGUAAUGUGACAUUUCAUGAUAAUUGACAUAAUUAUUACGUGACAGUGUAUUGACAAAGAACUACGUUUAUUGUUGCACUUGACAUGAAAAUGACAAACUACAACACGACGGGAUUUUGACAUGAUAUCAUAUUGACAAAAACAUUACAUGUUAACCAUUUAGCAUUCAGAUUAUUACUGUCAAAUGUGGUGUUUAUUCACAUUAUUUUGAAUUAAUCAUGCAUCAUCUCAUAGCUUUGAGAUUUUGAUGAUGUAAUUGUUUAUUUUUAGAAUGACAUUUUAGGUUAGGUUUGAGAAACAAGAUCUAGCUGGUUUAAAUAUAAAACAGACAGGAUAUCUUGUCCAAAAAUAGCCAGAUUAGAUAUUAAAGAGUUAAAUGACAACAUGAUGUUGACAUAAAAUUUUCAAUGAAAUUAUGUUGACAUGUUUCAAAUGACAUGGUAUUGACAUCAUGUGAUGGUUAUGUCAAUGCACUAUGUGGAAUUGACAUGAAAUUAUAUCACAUGGUAUCGGCAUAACAUUACAUUACAUGAUAUCAAUAAGCAUUGACAUCAAUAGUAACGGCAUGACAUGCUGUCAACAUUACAUGAUGUAGUAUUGACAUAAUGUUACAUGACAUAAUUUUGACAUGACAUUGACAUGGUAUUACAUAGACCCAGCAUUACAUAACAUAACAUUCCUGUCACAUGAUAUUGAUGCAAAAUCACAUGACAUGGUGUUAUAAUUCAGAAGCUAACAUCUUGAAAAUAUUUCGGCUAUUCAUAACAUGCAAUUAUCCCUAAUUAGCAUUUAGCACCAAACUCAUUAGAGCUUUGUAUGUCAAUGAAAAAUCCAGCAUUUCACAUCGGUGCUCCACUAGCUCAUACCUUUCAGCCUUCUUCAUUUCGACGAAAGUACUGACAAGAUACAAUUCAAGAUCAAUAUUUGAAGAAGAAGACAUGUGUAACUGGUUGAAUUGAGCCCCCCAUGUAUAACUGGUACUCACUCUGUCUUUAUUUUUAUGGAGAAACAAAAGCAAAGUUAACUUUGGUGAGAUUUAAACUAAACUAAAAAAAAUAAGAGGGCAGAACCGUGUUUUGGCCAACUGACUGUCAUCAUUGCACCAUAAAUAUUAACAAAUCACUGAUGAAGAGGAAACCAAUCAAUUCACUUACUAAAGAAAUCAUUAUUAUUAUCAUUAACGAUAAUAAAAAUAAUCAGACAACAACAAUAUCAACAAUAUAACAAUAAUAACAAUAAAAACACCAAUAAUAA
Octopus sinensis (East Asian common octopus) is the source of this 5538-nucleotide messenger RNA. RefSeq lists its product as uncharacterized. Lineage: Eukaryota; Metazoa; Mollusca; Cephalopoda; Octopoda; Octopodidae. The record is from RefSeq and is a predicted model, not a curated record. The transcript is spliced from 4 exons. The coding region runs from base 446 to 2083 and encodes 545 amino acids.